Messenger RNA from Phyllopteryx taeniolatus (common seadragon), 4436 nucleotides. Its product is annotated as TGF-beta receptor type-2-like. The transcript is spliced from 9 exons. Lineage: Eukaryota; Metazoa; Chordata; Actinopteri; Syngnathiformes; Syngnathidae. The record is from RefSeq and is a predicted model, not a curated record. Bases 2167 to 3702 code for a protein of 511 amino acids. Gene Ontology annotation, biological process: transforming growth factor beta receptor signaling pathway; protein phosphorylation; cellular response to growth factor stimulus. Gene Ontology annotation, molecular function: activin receptor activity; transforming growth factor beta receptor activity, type II; ATP binding. Gene Ontology annotation, cellular component: signaling receptor complex; plasma membrane.
CAUGGGAAUUGGAGUUUGUACACUCGGUCUAUACUAAAUCGAGACAAUGUUUUUCGAAAUAGAUAUUACAUAAUGUGAUAUGUACAGUAUGUAAAACACUCUCUGUCAAUAUUUCUAGCUAUGCUCUUUAGAUCUCAAAUGAAUUGUUCACGCUUGUUUGGCACGUACACACACACACACACAUUGUGCGUUUGUGUUUCUUCAGUGCCAGUCACCCUCCGCCCCACUGACGGAGACAAAAGACACACCAGUGUGUGCGUGUAUGUGAGUCUGUGUGCGCAUAGCAUACAAGUGGUCGUGUGUAAAAAGAAGCUCAGCACUGUUCCGAAUUGUGAGCCUCGCGCGACCCAGACAAGAACGUACCCAUAUUCGCCACAUCCUCGCCAACGAGUCGGAUGGAGCGGAUUUGGAAAAACAAGGCUGAGGAUUAGGAAUUUGGACCGUCGCGUGACUCCCUCCCUGCUACGUGACAGAAUCGUACGUGGCUUCACUAAUGGCCAAUUGAGAGACGGAUUGAAAUCUUGAAAAAGUGGAUACCUGCCUUUCAAGCCAGAUAAAAGGCAGCCGAGAAAAAGUCGAAACGGACAGCGAAAGCUGACACAGAAAGUCGAGAGUCAAGUUAUAGAAUCAGAAUCAGAAUCAUCUUUAUUUGCCAAGCAUGUCCAAAACACACAAGGAAUUGGUCUCCGGUAGUUGGAGCCGCUCGAGUACAACAGACAGUCAAUUUACAGAACACUUUGGAGACAUAAAGACAUUGACAAAAAACAACAACAAACAACAAUUGUGCAAAAAGAUGCAGAGUCCUCAGUUCGAAUGGCUAAUAUCGCAAUAGUCCGGUGCAAUGACCAUUGUGCAAAGGGCACUGAGACUUCAAGGAGUGGAUGCGGUUUAAAGUGACGAGUACUGCGAUCAUCUGGGACAAUGGUUGUGCAAAUGUUACAGAUACUCCUCAAUCAGUGUGCAAAUGGAGCAGGUGCUACCCCGGAUAUAUAGCGGACAAACACGGAACAAAACAAUAUCCCACAAUAAGAAACAGCAAAAAUGAUUCAUAGUUGAGCAGAGGAGAAGGAGGGGUUGUGUUCAGGGGCACCGUCACAAAGGAGCGCAAAAACGUCAGCGAUGGUGUCUGCAGGGAGAAAAAUGGACCCAAUAGUGGAAAUAUUUGACCGAUCAUAGCAGAGUUUCAAAGUUUCAGCUGCCUGCGCCUCGCCAGCGAAAAGCAGUCAACGAGCAAACGUGUUUGGGGGGCGACCGGCCGAAGGAGGAAAACAAAGCCGUCGUAUUCAGAGGCACUAUCGGCAGUCCUGAGGUGCGGCGAACCUGCCGAAUAUACGAAACCCUCCCAAACCGCUUUGACACACGGAGGCCAAAAGGAGAUGACGCCAAGAUGGGACGAGCUUGUUGAGGAGGAGAAAGCGCUCAUGACAGAAAACGCAUUCAGUGUAAGGUCAUCCUUUGUUUGGAUUCGUUUCUAUCAAAAUCUCUUCACGCAAAAGAAGGAUUGGGGGACUCGGAAAUUGCACACAAGUGAAAACGCUCCCCAAGCCCGAGAAGACGAACAACACGACAGUCGAGCCGAGACGGCCAUUGGAUGUUCGCCGAUCUGAGCUUUGCAGAUUGCGGUACGUGUACGUUGGGUGAUGAUUUUUUCUGAAAGCUGCAUUCCAGACAUCGAAUCCCGGUUGGCCAGAGAACUUCCUCCAGCUUAACUGAAGUUUUAGCCAUCAGUCCUGAGGCCCAGAGAGAGACAUUUUCAACUAAAGUUACGAGCACUAUCUCUCAAACACUCACCGCAAGUGCAAAACCUGGGCCUUAUUUUAGACUCUCUUAGACCUUUAUCUCACACAUUAACAAGGAUAAAAUAGGUCUUUGUCGCUUGAAGAAUAUAGCCGAUAUCGGUAUAUCCAGUCUUCGACUAAAGCACGCUUUCAUUUCCAAUCGGAUGGAUGACUGUAAUUCCUGCUUUGUGGUCUUCCCAGAAGAGUUUCUCAAAUUGAUAAUGAAUCCAGAAUUUGGCAGGACGUGUCCUGGUGCAGAUGGCUCCCUGAGAUGGGGUUUCCUCACCUGGAUGCUCCGUCGCCAGCCUUAGGCUCUUAUGUCAUUAUGGGAUUGUACUGAAUCGCGUCGGCGGUGUCGUUCAGCGGCCAUCUUAACUUCAACGUGUGCAUGUGGUGUGAAGCGAGCCGUCCGAUAUGCCGGGACCGCGUCUGCUCCUCCAACUGCUCCUUGUCCUCCUUCUGCUCCUCCCUACACGAGAUCUGCGUGGCCGUGUGGACGGAGUCUAACGCAAGCGUGUCCGUGCGAACCAGGUGCCACAAUCCCGCACUGCCGUUGGACGGCGUGGAGGAGACGAAGCUUCUGCUCAACUCCACGUCCCACGAGUGUCACAUGACCAGAGCGGCACAGACGUCGCAGACUGCCCAACUGGGCGUGAUCUUGCACGUGUGCGGUUGCAGUGGCGAACACGAGUGCAACGACAAGCUCAUCUUCCGACGCGCUGCUAACGGUUUGCCUUCUGCGUGGGACAAAGAAGUGAUCCCGGCGGUGCUGGUCAGCCUGGUCCUGCCCGUCCUGGCGGUCGCCAUAGUCGCCACCCUUUACUGGGCUUCCAAGCGCCGCAGCCACAAAAGCGCCCGCCUCCGACCCUUGUGCCCCCCGAGCCCGCCGGCCCACCCGGACGGGACGGGAAAAAACACUCCAGAGCUUUUCCGGGCGGCGGCCCCAUCUGGCACGCCCGGGCCAGGGCAGGCGGACCAGUUGCCGGCCGUCCACCUGGAAGCGGCGGUAGGCGGCGGUCGCUUUGCGCAGGUGUGGAGGGCCCGGCUGCUGGGUGAGAGUCCGCAUCAAGCGGGCGGCGGCUCGGUGGUCGCGGUGAAGGUUUUUCUCCGCGCCGAGGUAGCCUCUUGGAGGCACGAAGGCGCCAUCUUGGGUGACGCCGGGAUGCGGCACCGCAACAUCGUCCCAUUCUUGGGCGCGCAGGUGAGGGGCGGGGCCUACUGGCUGCUGCUGGCCUAUCACAGGCUGGGAAAUCUUCAAGACUUCCUGACGGCCAACGUGCUGAGCUGGAAGCGGCUGGUAACCAUGGCGACCGGCUUGGCGCGCGGACUCGCGCACCUGCACAGUGACACCCUCUGGCCGUCAGGGUCGCCCAAGGUGUCGGUGGCUCACCGCGACGUGAAGAGCGGCAACGUGCUGGUGAAGGAGGACGGAGACGUCGCUCUGUGCGACUUUGGCCUCGCCGUCCAACUCCACGCCGAGCUCACCGUGGACGACUUUGCCAACAGCGGGCAGGUGGGCACAGCGCGCUACAUGUCUCCGGAGGCGCUAGAGUCCCGCGUGAACCUGGAGGACGGCGGCGAGUCGUUCAAGCAGAUGGAUGUCUACUCCAUGGCGCUCGUCCUCUGGGAGAUGGCCUCGCGAUGCCACGUCGGCCGAGAGGUUCCCGGUUACACACCCGCGUUCACCGGCUUGGUGGGCGAGCGUCCAUGCGUGGACGUGAUGCGUGAUGUGGUCAUCAGGGCGCGCCAACGCCCCGACAUGCCAACAACGUGGACGCGGCAUCGGGGGAUGAGCGUCUAUUGCGCAACAGUCACAGAGUGCUGGGACCACGACCCUGAGGCACGCCUCACAGCACACUGCGUGCUUGAACGAUUACACGGGCUCAUCAGGCGGGAAGAGGGACAGGAAGUGCGGCCAUGUUGACGAACGUCCUCGUCGGCCCGCCCCCUCCCCUUGGCGUGCUCAGCUGGAUGCGGCGGAGGUUUCCCAUCGUGCUUUGGUUCCCGGGGAAGGAGGGGGCUGGUGUCAUCAUCAGGAGCGUCAAUAACAGCCGGCUGUUGAUCGGUUGUCACGGCAAUGCUGGAGAAGGAAGCGAUCUCUCCUGGGACGUCCCGAUACUUUUGGCGACCGAUUGUGUUGUCAUGAGACUCCAUAUCGAUCAGUUAAUUCAAUUGUUUCAAUGUAUCUUGAAGGGGAAGGAUUCACAGUCUUGCACUAACAAUCCAUCAAAAAAGACACUUCACUAUCUUAGUCACGACAAAGUAACAAAGUAAUUUGCCACCCUUAAAGACAGACGGCAUUUGUUGACACUUCCGCCCACCGAGUGGCUGCCGAUUUGAUUUGAUUUGGAUAUUUUUGUUAACUCCUCAAAGGAAAGUUGUUCUCUAAAUUGCCCGUAGGUGUGGAUGUGAGUGCGAAUGGUUGUUUGUUUUGUGUUCCCUGCGAUUGGCUGGCGACGGGUUCAGGGCGUACCCCGCCUCUCGCCCGAAGAUAGCUGGGAGAGGCGACCCGUGUGACAAUAAGCGGGGCGGAAAAUGGAUGGAUGGAUGAAAAUGAUCAUCUUGGCUGACUUUGUGACAACACACUAACCUUUUUUUUUGUGACCUGUGUUUGUGUAAUCUAUUAAAAAACAGACUGAAAUAACAUGGCAAAUCUAA